AUGGGUCUUCAGGACGCAUGGAAAAUCCGCCAUUUGGACGAUGAACCUCUAUAUUGCGAGGCGCCUCACGACGAGGCCGAUAUCCUGUAUGCAGGAUCCGAUGACGAACACUACGACAGCCCCGACGCCAGGAAGCUCCGGAUCGAACAGGCUGCGAUCCGCUUUCUCCAAGGCCAUACACCAGUCCUGCUCACCACAGUUCUCAGAGGUCCGUUCGAAGGGCCGGACUCAAAAGGGUGGGUGAAUCCAUGGCAAUCCAGAAAGAGAAAGGCGCCAGCGGCAUCCACUCCAGGACCUUCACCAGCUCCGGUGCCAGAACCCACAACAGACUUUGAACUACCCAGCACCGAAGCCCUGGAGACAAGAAGCACGACAUCCUGCCACUUGCCAAGUCCGCGGAGCCUCGAUCAAGUCGACGUCACCCCGCAUGCGUUCUUGGAGGACGAAGAGGUUGAACGAGUCGAAUCAUGGAGGAGUAAUACGCAGUCUGCAAGCAAUAUUCAGGACGAAGCUUGGUCGUUUGACGCCUCUCUUUCGCAAUCUCAGCGUCAACAUCGACGGAAACGACGGCCGGCGGGGUCAGAGUGGCUCAAGAGAGAUGACAAAAAACGUAGAAAGACCAACGAUGAUGCACACAAUACUAGAAGUGCCUUAGUUCCUGUCCGCCGCAGCACUCGAAGUCCACGCCGCCAUCUGUCAGACUCAAAGUCCCAGUCGCAGCAAAAUCAAGAGGAUGAUAUCGCGGAGGACGAUACAGCAAGCUUGGAGGGCUCCGAGAUCGGCUCCGAAUUGCCCCUCAAAGCUUUGCAAGCGGUCUCAACCCGAAUUUCUCACAAAAUGUCGCCACAUGUCAUCGAUAAGCGUGUAGAUGCUUCCCAGGAGAUGCCGGCACCGUUGAGCACACCCGUUCAGACUCCACAGUCUUCCAGGAAAUCAAAGAUGACCCCCAAAAACACCACAAAAGAAUCCGGACCUCGCAGCAGUAAUAUGUCCAUGAUCCAUCAAAAAGUUGGCGGUGAUGUCGAGGUCAAGAGUGAAUUCGAGACCCAACAAGACGAGAGCUUCAUGUUUCGCGCGAGGCCCCGGAGCCACGCUCUGAAUAUUGAAGACCUCAGCCCUAUACGGAGGAUGUCUUUCGGUCGGGCUUCCUCGCCUGCGUCUACAGUUUCCUCUGAGAUGGACUCUCACUGCGAGAUCAUGGACCUGGACGGGGAUACCUGCAUGGCUGACGACACCAAAGCGACCUCGCCUGAAUCGAGUGCAGAAAGCAAGGGAGACCACGAAGAAGCGCUGGAGAACGACGCGGAAGCGGCGACGGAGCAUGAACCCGAGAGUGGAUUGCAGACCGAUGAAUCGCAACCCGAAGUUUCGGGAGAGUCCUCGGUCCCUGCCCUCGUCGCGAAUGCUUCCAAUGCUGCAGCUCCUACAGACGUUGAAGAGCCGCAAAACACGGAAAGGACCAAGCAGGAAUUUGUGGUUGAACCAGUAAUUGACAGGUCGAGCCAAGAAUCGGCGGUCGUUUCGCACUCUGCAUCCCUAGAGGAGCAGGACAAAGAUUCAACCAACGCUAUAGGCCGGAUCCCAUUGUCGUCGAUAUCAACGAACCAACAUUUGCAGUUGGCCCAGCCCAUAACGCAGCCUCAGGCUCCGCAUGACAACGCCAUAUCGAUGACAUUCUCUCAAAGCCCUUGGUCUAAGUUGAGCCAGGUGACUACGAACAGUCCUUGUUCAGUCAGUAAAACUGGCGAAGCACACCAACAAUCCGGCAACGUUGAAUCCUGUCUUAGGAGAGGAUCUGUAAGCCAAGCUACCCCAGCAACAUCUCCAACGGCAGGGGAUCCUACUACGAGCACUACGGAACACGAACCUAGUUACCAACAUAAGGAUACGCCAUUACGUUCCCAAGACUAUUUGAGGGUUGAGGAGAUACUCAGUCAGCAUGAUAGUCCUGCUGUACCCACCUCUCAACAGACUCCAUGGAAGAUGGACAUGCCAGCCAUGAGUCCGCUUAAGCACCCGCAGCCCCUCCCAGAAGACGAUGACCAGAGCUUUUUGCGUCCCGAGUGUCAAAGUCCUUGGGCCCCGAGCCUCGAAAUGAUGUCAAAGGCCGCACCAGAGAUCGUCAAGUCUGCUUUUUUCAAUGCUGCAAGGCCAGUCUCGCCGUCUUCUCUUUCGCCGUCGAUUUUUACGAUACCAUUUACGCCUGCCGACAAACGUGUCUCUGAAGCUCAACAACCCUUCGAUGCCGAGGCCGCGACGUCAAGCUCGCCCGAGCCUAUCUUUCCAAUCAAGUCGUUCAAAAACUUCAUGUCUCCCUCGCCCGAGAGACCUCGGCGCCGGCCAAACAUGAUCUCUUUGAGCGACGGUAACCUUCCCAGCACUCAGAACCUCAUCGCCGCCACGACCGAUAACCCCUGGCACAGCGUGCCCAAGUCUUCUAAACGAGUCAGAUGGGCACCGUUACUCCACGAAGACGAUGGCGAGGAGGGCGGGUGCCCUCAGACGCCCACAGGGCCCAAAGCCUCUUCUCCUCCGCCAGAGAUGGCAGUGGUCGACCUACCAACUGGCAACAAGGACCAAUUCCAGAGGCAUUUCCGUGUCGUCUCGCAACGCAAGAACCUUCGCCAUCACCUCCUGCCGUCUGCGUCUCAGCAGAUGCUGAAAAGCCCAUCUCCCAUGGCCAUGGCAGAGGCCUUUGUCGCAGCAGACUCCUUCAGAGCACCUCAAGGUCCUGACGCUGUCGUAUCUGUUGAUACGACACCGGUGACGAACAAUGCAGAGAGCCAGGAAUCCGCGAUGGACGACGUGGACGACGUUCUGAGGAACCUGAAUGAGUUUAUUGAGAUGGUCGACAUCGAAACUGAUCUGGCGCGGGCCAAAGAUGAAGAGCAGGAGAACAAGAGGCGACGGCAGCAGCAAAGCCAGAGUCUUCGAGGGGCUUUUGCCAAUGGGCUCAACCUCGACGGGAUGAUGGAUGCAGGAGUGUGGAAUUAA
Molecule: messenger RNA, 2994 nt
Organism: Colletotrichum destructivum
Lineage: Eukaryota; Fungi; Ascomycota; Sordariomycetes; Glomerellales; Glomerellaceae
Exons: 1
Coding region: 1-2994 (997 amino acids)
Source: RefSeq, a predicted model, not a curated record